AUUCAUAAUUUUUCAGAAGUCUUUAUCAGAAAACGAGGGUCACUACUAUCGGCGACUGAAGCAAAACAUCGCCCGUAGUAUUUCGUUACUGCAAAUCGUAGAUUACUCGGCAGACAAAAAGGACUUUCUUGGUAUUGAUGGCAUCCAAAAUUCAGCAACUGCAAUCUAAGGCAUAUCAAGCUUCACAGUUUCUUGCUAAGCAUGGUACUGGCUACUACAAACAGUUGCUGGAGCAGAACAAACAGUAUAUUGUAGAGCCACCUACUGUUGAAAAAUGCAAUGAAUUGUCCAAGCAGUUGCUAUACACGCGUCUUGCCAGCAUCCCUGGCCGUUAUGAGUCAUUUUGGAAGGAAGUCGAUUCUGUCAAGCAUAUGUGGAGGAAUAGAAAGGAAUUGAAGGUUGAAGAUGCAGGCAUUGCUGCUUUGUUCGGCUUGGAGUGCUUUGCAUGGUACUGUGCUGGUGAGAUAGUAGGAAGAGGAUUUACAUUCACUGGUUACUAUGUCUGAGAUAUCAGUUUCCGAAAAUUUGUUUGGUCAAAUUGACAACUGUGAGGUCUCUCCUUUUAUUAGCGUGAUUUGAGUGACAGGAAAUUCAUACCAGGUUUUGUUUCUGAAGAAAGUUUUUGGAUCUGAGAAAUCAGUGUUUAAAUUGAUGCAAUAAUUUACUAAUUCUGGCUCAUCUUUUUCCCACCUCAAUGGGGAGGCUUAGAUUGAAAUUUGUAAUAGUAAUUUUAUCUGUUGAAUGAUACUGCUGCCCAUGACAGUACGUGCGCUUUGUUAAUGUUCCUUUUGUUGAUAUGUGGA
This is a messenger RNA of Nicotiana tabacum (common tobacco), 803 nucleotides long. RefSeq lists its product as uncharacterized. Lineage: Eukaryota; Viridiplantae; Streptophyta; Magnoliopsida; Solanales; Solanaceae. Gene Ontology annotation, biological process: proton motive force-driven ATP synthesis. Gene Ontology annotation, molecular function: proton transmembrane transporter activity. The record is from RefSeq and is a predicted model, not a curated record.